Messenger RNA from Paramecium tetraurelia, 771 nucleotides. RefSeq lists its product as uncharacterized. The record is from RefSeq and is a predicted model, not a curated record. The transcript has 2 exons. Lineage: Eukaryota; Ciliophora; Oligohymenophorea; Peniculida; Parameciidae.
AUGCAAUAACUAUUUAUAUGGAUGUACAAUAGAUAUUUAUAAGAUGCAAAAUUAAAUUAUGUGAAGACUAUGUUUUAAGAACAGAUGAAUAAUGUAGUUAUGCGUUAUGUACAUGUACAAGAAAUGGUAUUAAUUGUGUAGCGAGAGGAACAUGUGUUUAAGGUUAAGAGAAAGCAGGAUGUGUUGUAUCUUCUACUGGAUAAUGUUGUGAAUGGAUGCGAGAUGUCGUAAAUUCUUAAAAUGUUGUAACUACUGCAGCAUAUUGUACAAUUAAGAGAUGUAACACUGCCCCAAUUAGUUUAUGAACAGAUGUAGAUUGUACAAAGUAUUUUACAAAUUGUACAACUAAAAGUGGAGGAGGGUGUGUAACUAAAUCCAAGUUGUUCUGCUGCCUCUGUAAAUGCUGCUUGUAUAACUGCAUUAAAUGGUACAAUAUGUGCAUGGGAUUAUACAUUAAAUGAGUGUAGAGAUAAAGAUUGUUAAGAUUUUAUAGGAACAACUCACACCAUUUGUUAGACUUAAAGAUAAGGAUGUACUGCUGGACCAAAUGCUUGUGAAUUAACUACUAUUAGAGAAGCUUCUAUUGAAGGCACAAAUGGACCAUGUUUAUGGAUUGAGAAGUUUGUCAAUAGUGAUGGUUCGAAAGGAGCUUGUUUUACUUAUACAUCAUGCAAGAGUUUAGCUUGGAAUAAUGAUGAAUCUUGUAAAUUGAUAAGUAAUAAAUGUACAACAAAUGGAACUAAUUGUAUUGGAAUUAACUACAUGUACUGA